Molecule: messenger RNA, 657 nt
Organism: Soboliphyme baturini
Lineage: Eukaryota; Metazoa; Nematoda; Enoplea; Dioctophymatida; Soboliphymatidae
Source: the annotation of a GenBank genome assembly
GUAACCACCGACAUGCCCGACAGUUGUACGAUUCGGCACACUGGAACCAGUGCCAGUGCCCCGAUCGCUGCUGGAAUUUUCGCCCUUGUGCUUGAAGCGAACCCAAACAUAACCUGGCGCGACAUGCAGCACCUCGUUGUGCGCACCUCCAACCCGGCCCCUCUGCUGCGUAACUCGGGAUGGCGCAGAAACGGCGUUGGACGUUACGUGAAUAACAAAUUCGGCUACGGAAUCAUAGACGCUGAGGCAUUGGUGAAGCUGGCUCAACGCUGGAAGACUCUUCCCGAAAAAUAUAUUUGUACAUACAACGCACGCAUGAAAGCCCCACGCGUUUUACCAGGAAUUUUUUCAUACAAUUUUACACUGAACGUGGGCGACUGCUCGGACGGUACGCCGAUUUACUUUUUGGAACACGUACAAGUGGUGGUCACUGCGUCAUUUAAUCCGCGCGGCGAUCUGCAGAUGUCCAUUGUAUCUCCGGCUGGUACCAGGAGUGACAUUCUGCCAUUACGCAAGUCGGACCGACUCAGGGGUAGCUUCAGCAACUGGCCGUUUCUGUCAGUACACCAGUGGGGCGAAAACCCGCGCGGUAUUUGGACGCUGAUCGUCGAAAGCCGUUCGUCCACCGAUAACACCGGUAAAGCAUGUCACUGUUGA